This is a messenger RNA of Bufo gargarizans (Asiatic toad), 1946 nucleotides long. RefSeq lists its product as uncharacterized. The record is from RefSeq and is a predicted model, not a curated record. NCBI's taxonomy places the organism in Eukaryota, Metazoa, Chordata, Amphibia, Anura, Bufonidae. The transcript is spliced from 9 exons. The coding region runs from base 264 to 1067 and encodes 267 amino acids.
GACCCCAGACUUCCUGCUGAGAAAAAUCGAAAAGCAGUGUCUCGAGUUUCCAUCCAGUGUCAUGAUUCUUUCUGCUUUGUAUGUACGUGUUACCAGCCGUAUUCCUAUCUGCAUUAUAGAGAAGCAUUUAGGCAGCCCAGGGACCAGGGAGAAUAAUUGAUUCCAGGCUGCGGUGGAUGUCUGCCAAAGGGUGGUGCCCCGAAACGAAAGUGAAAGUAAGAAGAGACCAGGCCUAGCACAAUGUUAUAAAAAGAAGAAAGAAAAUGAAAAAUACUCGUUGCCUGCUGUAUAUGCUCAUAUUGCUACUAGUUGUGAGUACACAAGAAACAACCUUGGGACCGACAGAGAAAGCAAAGACUGAUUUCACCAUCAAAGUAACCCAGGAGGUGGAACCUUCGUCGAAAAAAAUUGUAUUAUUGGAAACAAAGAAUAUAUCUGCUCUACUUGGAAAAGAGGCAACUCUAGUAGUCAAUACCAAUAAAGAAAGUGAAAUACAAGACAUUCAAUGGGUCAAAAAUGGGAUCAAUUUUGCUACCACCAAGCCAAAAAACGAUGUUCGCAUCCGAGAAAAUAGUUAUAAGGGAAAACUGAGGAGCACCAAUGAUGGAUCGCUAGUCUUACAGAGUUUAACAAAAGAAGACCAAGGAGAAUAUAAAGCUGAUAUACUUCUAUCAGACAUGAAGAACUAUCAAAUCAUUUACUACCUACACAUUUCUGAAGAAGGAGCUUCUCACAGGACACAUGGGGUGGUUGCAUCAGUGAUUGUUGUAUUGGUGCUGUUGGUGAUAUUGGCAGGAGUAGCAUUCAUGAUGUGGAGGAAGAAGAGGUGCUUUAAAUCAAAAAAGAAAGUUCAAGUAAGAAAAACAAGAAGCGACCCAGGUAUGUCUGAUGAGGAGAACAAACUUAAUCCGAAAGUCUCCAACCCAAGCCCUCAAGAAGAUACGUUGGAUCUGGAGAUAAAACUUCAUCAGAAAAGCUCCAGCCCAAGCACUACAGGUCCUUGUGAUAAAACAAAUGAUAAUGGAGAUGAUGAGGAAUUUCAUGAUGCUCUAGAAGUUCAAGUAUAGACUACAGGUGGUAACACAGCAUAGGUGGCUCUGACCACCCUAAUGGACAGUCACGGUCGGCUUGGCCAAGGAAGCAUUUUCAAUGGAAAGAGGGGAGAGAGCCCAUGUUUCUGUCAGUGGCUUUGGCUUGGCUGGUGUGUAUGGCCAACUUUUAGGACUCAUGCUGAUGAGAAAAUACAAGAUUGGUUCUGUACAGAUCCCUAAUACACAGCUCACAAUGUCCAUGAGUUGAUGAGAAAAGAUCACAACAUGAUCCACCGCAUGCCGCCUCAAGACUGGAUUCUCCUCUAGAAGCAUAACCACAUAUGAGACAAUCAAUCAUCACUGACAACCUGAUUGCUAUAUAUAAGGCUAUGGACAUCUUCAGAGGCUUUUUUUUUGUGAUUGCAGUUCACUCAUUUUGAGGUAAUAAUCUUUUUUUCAAUUGGUAUGUACUAAAUUAAAAGAGUCGGUUUGCAGGCUGUCACUUUUUGUUUUCUUUGAAUCUCGUCAUCUGAGGGUUCAUGUGUUGAUCUUAUCUCGGAUCUCCUGACCUCAUAAACACUUUCAUAAGAACUGAGCUAUAAUGAGUUUUUAUAAGGCUAAGAGAUCAUCGAUAAGAGGUACACAUGAACUGUCAGAUGACGAGAGUCAAAGAAAACAGAAAGCGACAACUUGAAAAUAGACAGAUUUUUAACUCUUUCAUUUUAGAAAUGGCAAACAAUUUUUCAUAAAGACAAAUUGAAAAAAUUAUCUUUAACUAAAAAUGAGUAAAAUCCAAAUCCUUAAAAAUGCCCCCGAAGGUGUCCAUAGUAUUCCAAUAUUGUUUACUGAUUUUUUAAAAAUAAAAAAUAAAGUUGUGUGGUUGUUCUCUUCAAAAGGUAGCACCACAUAAAUAUA